Messenger RNA from Carassius gibelio (silver crucian carp), 1075 nucleotides. Its product is annotated as GTPase IMAP family member 9-like. The record is from RefSeq and is a predicted model, not a curated record. The transcript is spliced from 2 exons. Gene Ontology annotation, molecular function: GTP binding. The coding region runs from base 242 to 1075 and encodes 277 amino acids. Lineage: Eukaryota; Metazoa; Chordata; Actinopteri; Cypriniformes; Cyprinidae.
UCCACAAGAAAACAAGGAUGAUGAAGAAGAGGUGGUCAAACUAUCAGCAAAAUCACUGAGAAACUACUUUGAACACAAAGGAGAAACAAAUACAGUCCAGAAACUAGAAGAAUGCAGAAGAAGAAAAUGUGACCAGAAGAAACAACAGACAGAGACAGAACUACAUCCAACCCAAACAGUCUCAGAGUGCAUCCAGAGCAAACACUCAAAACCUGGCGAGUGCACAGAUCUCAGGAUCGUGAUGGUGGGGAAAACUGGAGCUGGAAAGAGUGCAUCAGGAAACACCAUCCUGGGAGAAAAGAUAUUUGUAGAAAAAUUCUCAGCUGAAUCUGUGACUAAGACAUGCCAACAGCAUCAGCAGAAAACAGGUCGAUUAAUCUCAGUGAUCGACACUCCAGGAUUGUUUGAUACAUCAAUCAGUGAAGAACAACUGAAGAAGGAAUUAGUGAAGUGUGUAGAAAUGUCUGUUCCUGGUCCUCAUGUGUUUCUGCUGGUCAUCAGACUGGAUGACAGAUUCACAGAUGAAGAGAAAAACACAGUCAAAUGGAUUCAGAAGAACUUUGGAGAAGAAGCUGCACAUUACACCAUCGUUCUGUUCACUAGAGGAGAUCAGUUAGAAAAGGAAAAACUAACUAUUGUGGAGUUUCUGACAGAAAACAAGCAGAUUGGAGAGCUAGUUAAACAGUGUAAAGGGCAUUAUCAUGUGUUCAAUAAUAAAAAAGAAAACAAUCCAUCACAGGUAACUGAACUGCUGGAGAAGAUCGACAUAAUGGUGAAGGAGAACGGAGGAGAGCAUUACACUAAUGAUAUGUACCAGGAAGCUCAGAGAAAAAUAAGGCUGAAAAAGGUUAAAGAUGCAGCAUUAGUGGGAACAGCUAUAGCAGCAGGUGUAGGAGCAGCAGUUGUAGGAGGUGCAGUGUUGAUUGCUGCUCCUAAUCAUGUGGCUCUACGUGCAGCUGUAAUGACAGGAACCGCUGCUGGAGCUGCUGCAAUGGCUGCUGCUAAUGGAACAUCACUAUCUGAAGCAAUAAUCAAAGAAUUUCAAGCAGCAUAUGAGCCCAAGAAGCAGAAAUGA